Molecule: messenger RNA, 2637 nt
Organism: Leptopilina heterotoma
Lineage: Eukaryota; Metazoa; Arthropoda; Insecta; Hymenoptera; Figitidae
Product: condensin complex subunit 2
Exons: 3
Coding region: 298-2355 (685 amino acids)
Biological process (GO): mitotic chromosome condensation
Cellular component (GO): condensin complex
Molecular function (GO): chromatin binding
Source: RefSeq, a predicted model, not a curated record
UGUAUUUCGGAACACACUCGCGCCAAAAAUCAUGUUUAUACGUUAAAAAUGUCAACCAACGCCAAAUAAUUUUUUUUUCAUCUCUAAUUGCUUGCAUCUUGUAAAAGGAUAUUUUAAAAACUUUUUAAAUUCAAAUUAUUUCACGAAUGGAUAAUAAAAUUAUAUUCGAGGGUGUACAACGAUUUCUAUUUUAAUAGUUUUGUCUUAAAAAUUUGUCAAAGAAGGAACCGUAAGUAAAACAAAAGUGGCAAUAAUAUAAUUUCUAUUUUAAAUAAAAAUAUAUAACAUCUUUCAAAAAUGGACAGAAGAAAAAGUUUAGGAGUCGCUCUACUUACAAAUACAGUCGAAAUGAAUGAGGGAAAUUCUUCUCCAUUAAGAAGAAGAUCAAGUUUCGGUCUCACAAUACCAAAGUCAGUUUCGACAAUUGUUGAAAAUGACGACGAAGCAGAACGUUUGGCUCGACGAAAGGAUCGUCGACAAGAAAUAUCGGAGACACCAACAUCGUCAACAUCAGAUAAACGUCGUUCUCUUGGUCUAUCGAAUAUUGCACACAUUCCGGCGGGACAAAUUUCGGAAAAAAUCAGUCAAUGCAUCAAACUCAGUACUGAGAAUAAAAUUAAUUCAAAAAAUGCCUUUGGUUUGGAAAUUAUUGAUUUCAUGACAUAUCUCAUUAAAAAGAAGGACAAAGAAAUGUCAAAUUUACAAGUGGCCAGUACAUCUUUGGAUGUGAGUGCAAAAAUAUAUGGAUUUCGUGUCGAUGGCGUUCACACGGAUAUGUUGAAAAUGAUUGGCGGUCUCGAUAAGCAGGACAAGAAGAAUGAUGAAAAAAAUGACGAUGAACAGGGUGAGAAUGCUCAAGGUGUUGAGGGGAAUAAUGAGGCAGAUAUGCUGACACAAAAAAAGAAGAAAAAACGUUCGCCGAGAAAUAUUCUCGGUAGUGAAGAAUCAUUCAAAUGUAAUGUCGAUGUUGUUAAUCCCAUGUCAUUAUUAAUGGGCGAAGGCGAUUCACAAACGACAGAUCUUUUAUUUCAAGCCAUGUUGCCUUUACACGAAAAUGGAAAUAUUUAUUUAGAUUCAUUUAGUGGUGUUGUCUACGAUACAGUGCCCGAGGAUAAGCCGGCGGUAUCAAAAGAAAUUGAAUUUUCCAAUAUUAAAAUCAAUAAUGAUCAUGAAAUUUGUCCUCCGUUUUCGAAUUUUCAAAUUAUUGGUUGGUCGGUUGACGAUGAACCGGAGGAACAACCUCACAAUGAUAGUAAAUUUCAAUUUGAUCUGGAUGCAAGUUUACCGGCUGAUGACGUUGGUAAUUCGCGAAUGGAUAUUUUCGAUGUUGAUGACGAUUAUCACGAGGAUGUCGAUAGAUUCGGAGCGAAUACGAGACAAGUGGAGAAUAUUGUUGAUUUUAGUGGUGUCAUUGCUUCGAGUUGUACCAAAAGCAAUUUUGAGUAUUCAUAUCUUCAGGACAGUUUAGCGAGUCAAAUACAGUGGGUGGGACCAAUGCAUUGGAAGGUUCGUUUGAAUAAAUCAAUUGCCAAUAGUAGAGUUGUUGGGAAACCGGCGGCUCACAAGGAUACCGUGAGAAGAAAGAAGGAAGUCACCAUUGAUCAGAAGAAAGACGAGGUCAGGGACGCUAUUCAAGAGAAAUUUCUUCCUGGUACUGCGAUAAAACUCCUCGUGAAAACGGCCAAAGUUGGAUGGGCAGAGGACAAAAUAACUUAUCCAAAAAACGAGCACUACGAUAUGAAAAAUAUUGGAACAUUUUAUUUCCGACCACAAUUACACUUCAGCAUUCCUCGAGAAGAAAACAUAAAUGCAACACAUUUGUCCGAUGAAGUUGAUAAUUAUGAUUAUAAUAAUGAUAACGAUGUCUCGAAUUACUGUCCAAAUAUUCAAAAUGACGACUAUCAAGGUGGCGAUGACAAUGAUAAUGGAGCACUGAGUGGAUUUCAUUCCGAAAUGGAGCACAUAACACCAUCGCAGGGAAUAUUUGCCGGUGAUAAUUUAGUCGCAGCACCAAUAAUAGCAAAUAAAAUUUUCAUUCCAUAUUCUUUGCGUGCGAAGAAAAUUGAUAUGCGUCAAUUGAAGAAAACCAUUUGGAAAUGCUUGACAAGAACAAUGUCCGAUAAGGAGAAUAUCGAUAUUCGUGAGGCAGUCGAGCAGGAAUUGGCCGAUAAUGUUAAGGAGGAAAAAAGCUUCUGUUCCGUCUAUCAAGAUUUGCCGAAAUUCCUAUCGAAAUCAAAUUCAGAAGCUCUGAGUUUACCGAUUGCUUUCGUCUCGAUGUUACAUUUAGCAAAUGAGAAGAAUCUCGAAGUAAAAUCAGUUGAGAGUUUAGAUGAUCUUCGAGUAAAACAAAAUUAAUUUGGAAUUUUUUAUAAAUUCCAAUUUGAUGACUUUUAACUCAUCAAAUUUAAAUGAUUUAAAUUUGAUAAUUAAAAUUUGAUUGAUAACUAAAAUUAAAUUAAGAACAUUUUAAAGAAAGUUGUAGUUGAAUAUAGAAAAAUAGUUAAUACGAACAAAAAAAGCUCUCUAAUUUGUUAAGUGUGAAAUUAAUUGCCAAUUGAUUGGCAAUUAAUUAUGUAUAUAAAUACUCAAUUGAGAGUUAAUGACAAUAAUUAAAAAUAGAUUUUUUUUUAUAAAAGA